GGGUCAGAGAUUGGAUCGUCUGGCUCGACAGUGGCAUCGGGUCACCAGGCAUCAGCAGGCACCGGGUCAUCUGGCGCUGGAUCGUCUGGCUCGACAGCGGGCAUCGGGUCACCAGGCAUGACAGCGAGCACUGGGUCAUCAGGCAUUGGAUCGUCUGGCUCGACAGCGGGCAUCGGGUCAUCAGGCAUGACAGCAGGCACUGGGUCAUCAGGUACCGGGUUGUCUGGAUCGACAGCGGGCACCGGGUCAUCUGGUGCUGGAUCGUCUGGCUCGACAGCGGGCAUCGGGUCACCAGGGCAUGACAGCGGGCACUGGGUCAUCAGGCAUUGGAUCGACUGGCUCUACAGCGGACAUCGGGUCACCAGGCAUGACAGCGGGCACUGGGUCAUCAGGCAUUGGAUCGUCUGGCUCGACAGCGGGGCAUCGGGUCACCAGGUAUGACAGCGGGCACUGGGUCAUCAGGCGUGAUAGGAUCAUCAGGCUGGAUCAGUUCAUCAGGCUGGGUACAGACAUCAGGCUGGGUAGAGACAUCAGGCUGAAGUGCGGGUGCCGAGGCACCAGGC
Messenger RNA from Staurois parvus, 563 nucleotides. The record is from the annotation of a GenBank genome assembly. NCBI's taxonomy places the organism in Eukaryota, Metazoa, Chordata, Amphibia, Anura, Ranidae.